Molecule: messenger RNA, 1282 nt
Organism: Hyalella azteca
Lineage: Eukaryota; Metazoa; Arthropoda; Malacostraca; Amphipoda; Hyalellidae
Product: GTP-binding protein RAD-like
Exons: 5
Coding region: 1-528 (175 amino acids)
Cellular component (GO): plasma membrane
Molecular function (GO): GTPase activity; GTP binding; calcium channel regulator activity
Source: RefSeq, a predicted model, not a curated record
AUGAGUCGUACGAGAGACGGCGACGACAGAGAGGCCACAGUGUCCAUUGUCCUCAAUAACUACGAAUCUGAAAUUAUUUUUGUUAACGUCUCCACACCUGAGGAAUUCAAGGUGGUCUACAGCAUCACCGACAAAGCAAGUUUCCAGCGCGCCAGCGAGCAGCUCGAGACGCUCAAAUCCAUGUUGCUGCUGCGGGGCAAGGCGGUCAUACUCGUCGCGAACAAGUGCGAGCUGGUGCGGUCCCGGGCCGUUAAUGUGGAUGAUGGACGGGAGUUGGCCAUCAACUACGGGGCGAAGUUCAUGGAGAUCAGCGUGGGUAUGAACCACAAGUGCGAUGACCUGCUGGUGGGCAUCCUGCACCAACUGCGGCUCAAGGAGGAGGCCGAGCCAACUGAACCCCACACACGGUCGGCCUGGACCCGAAAUCGUUCGUUGAUGCGAGCGUCGAGGAAAGCCAAGCGUCUCAUCAACCGCGUUAUGGGCAAGUCCGACAGCAAAUACAAGUCCUGCGAGGACUUCAACAAAUAACCGAAGCAACGUUCUGCCACUUCACCUACAAAAUUUAGAGGCAAUAUUCUGCAUCUUUCCAGAUAAAAUUUAGAGGCAAUAUUCAGCCUCUUUCCAGAUAAAAUUUAGAGGCAGCAUCCUGCCUCUUUCCCCAACAAAUUCUAGAGGCAAUAUUCUGUCUCAUCUCCAAGAAAAUUCAGAGGCAAUAUUCUGACUCUUCUCCAAUCAAAUUUUGAGGCAAUAUUCUGCCUCUUUCCAAUUAAAAUUUAGAGGUAACAUUCUGCCUCUACCACAACAAAAUUACGAGGCAACAUUCUGCCUCUUCCCAGACAAGAUAUAAACAAACCCCAGUGUCUGAUCACCAGAAGCUGGAGCGUCUAUAAAUUUUGUUUGGGUUGUCAAUUUCGCGAAACUAAAGCCAUAAUCACGAAUUAUAUACAGCUUUGGGAUAAACGGCCGCCUUUCGUCCGCGUGUGAACUUCAAAUUGCAUGAAAUCGUCGUUACAGUGUAACUUAGAUUCAUCUUCUUCAGGGAAUUCCCAAAGUUAAUACGCAGGAGGGUUUGCAUGAGAAGAAUUCAUAUCCUCGUUAGUUUGAAAUGAACACUCACGAGUCUAUUGAAACUUAUUUGUCAUUCGAGAUCACCAGAGAGCUCUGUCACUGCGACCAGCAGCGUGACUGACAGUUAUUAAGGUGAUGAAAUUAUCACCAAUAUUUUACAGUAAUAACACCACGCGAAUGCGUGAUAGCAAAAAAUUGCUAAGAAAUGAAGAGU